AUGACAUCAACUGCAAAUGUAAAUCAAAUUCUUCAAAAUUACUUUUAUAAAAAAGGAUACACUCCAGGAGAACUCGCGUUUAUACAACAACAAGAUACACUAUCUGAGCAUAAUAUCCUUUCAUUAAAACAGCUUAAUAAAAAACUAAUAAAUCAAGAUCCAGAAGAGAACGAUCUUGACACUUUGUUACAUGGCUAUGAAAACUUAAGAGAAUGGAUAUUUAAUGCGCUUGAUUUAUAUAGGCACAUUGAAAAACACGGUAAAGAGAUUGAAUCACUAGAAAUGAUCAAAACAACAGAUGAUGUCGAAAAUAAUACGACAGCUAUUCUAUACCUUAACAACAAGUAUCACAUUCAUAUGGCAUCUAUUCCGUUUGAAUUGUUUUUUCACUAUAUCCAAGAGAAUAGAUUUAUGAGACUAAUAAGAAUUGUCAAUCAACAUUUUCAUAUACAUCUUGCUACUAGCAAAUCGUCACCGGCAUCUGCAGGCGGAUCAUCGGGAAAAAAAGAAGGAAUUGUAAUCAAUGAGCAUAACCAACAAAUGGAUCAUCAAAUGGAUAUUGAUCAAACAGCUACAGUUUCUUUUCGUGGAGCAGAUAUUCAAGCAGAAUUAGAUUCGCUAAGUGAUUUAAGAAAACGAGUGUCAUUGGGGAGCGCAGCAUUGCCUAAAGAUACAACCUUAAUAGCCUGUGGUUUCUCUGAAUCAUUUAUUAAGAUAUGGAGUUUGAAAGGAAAGAAGCUGCAGAGUAAAAAAGAAAGAGAAGCAGAUGAACCGGGAACAAAGUAUAAAAAUUUAGAUACAUUUACAAAUCUUGUGUGUUAUAAAAGCCAUAACUAUCCUAUUUGGGAUGUAGAUUUUGGACCUUAUGGGUUUUAUUUUGCAACAGCAUCUCAUGAUAAAACUGCAAGAUUAUGGAGUUGUGAUCAUAUUGAUCCUUUACGUAUAUUUGCUGGUCAUCUUUCUGAUGUGAAUACUGUGAGAUUUCACCCAAAUUCAAAAUAUGUGGUAACAGGAUCCAGUGAUAAGACAGCACGAUUGUGGGAUGUACAAAGAGGCACAUGUGUGCGUGUUUUUACAGGACAUACAGGAUCAAUACAUUCUGUAGCUAUAUCACCUAAUGGCCGAUUAAUGGCAUCCGGUGGAGAGGAUCAAAGUAUUCUAUUAUGGGAUUUAGGCACAGGCAAAAAACUAAAAGCAAUGACAGGUCAUACUGGGUUUAUUUAUUCUUUAAGUUUUAGUUCAGAUAGUACAGUCUUGGUAUCUGGAAGUGGGGAUGGAACUGUACGUGUCUGGGAUGUAAAUAAAGAUACACCUUAUCAAAAUACUUAUUAUUCUGAAGAAUCGAAUUCAAAAAAGCGUACUAAAUACGAUAAAUCAAAUGGAAAGCAACAGCAACAAAAGGAUAGUAAAAAAGAAGCCGAGAAAAUAAAAUUAGCAAAUAACAAUGAUUCAAGCGAUAAUAAUAAUAAUAAACGAAAGAAAAAUGGAUUAGAAAGUAAUGAUCAUUUGUCUGUAUUUCCAACUAAAAACACACCCAUUUAUACUGUACAAUUUACACAGCGUAACCUAUGUCUUGCUGCUGGUGCUAUGAUUUCAUCUUCAUUAGACUUGUAA
Molecule: messenger RNA, 1614 nt
Organism: Cokeromyces recurvatus
Lineage: Eukaryota; Fungi; Mucoromycota; Mucoromycetes; Mucorales; Mucoraceae
Product: WD40-repeat-containing domain protein
Exons: 9
Coding region: 1-1614 (537 amino acids)
Biological process (GO): transcription initiation at RNA polymerase II promoter
Cellular component (GO): transcription factor TFIID complex
Molecular function (GO): protein binding; RNA polymerase II general transcription initiation factor activity
Source: RefSeq, a predicted model, not a curated record